GUUGGGACAGUCUUAAAAUGUUGACACGUCGAUAAAUGCAUGGAUUUCCCUCUGAUUUGCCAUCUGGUGCAUUUGAUACGGUGACACUUUUUUCAGAUCUAUGUCAGGCGGCGCCAAUCUUAUCAAGGAGCCGGAAACCAGUAUUUCAAUUACCGGAACUUCUGACGUUGCUUUGCUAGCAGACCCGAGGACAGCAAAAAUGGUCGGUGUUAAUAAAAAAUUAAUUGGCUGUGCCCUUGGAAUUUUCGUCUGCUAUUUUUAUUAUGGUAUUCUACAAGAAAAGAUAACAAAAGGGAAAUAUGGAGAAGGAGAAAAGAAUGAGAAAUUUGUAUAUACUUUAUCUCUAGUAUUUGUACAGUGUAUAAUUAAUGUGUGUGCUGCUUAUUCAGGUAAAAGAAUAUUUCAAAAGGAAGCAGACAGUACACCUGUAAAACUAUAUGUAGCUUGUUCAUUAACAUAUCUGGGUGCCAUGUUGGCUAGUAACCAUGCCUUACAACAUGUCUCAUAUCCUACACAGGUAUUAGGGAAGACAAUUAAGCCCAUACCUGUAAUGAUAUUAGGAGUAUUAAUAGCCAGGAAGAAAUAUCCAUUAGUUAAAUAUUUAUUUGUUAUAAUGAUAGUUAUAGGUGUGGCAUUAUUUAUGUAUAAAGAUAAUAAGGCUAGUGCUAAAGAUAAACAUGAAAUGGGUAUAGGAGAAAUACUUCUUUUGGUAUCUCUAACACUAGAUGGUUUAACAGGAGCUUCACAAGAUAAAAUGAGAUCUGAACAUACUACUAAAGCCUAUAGUAUGAUGUUUUAUGUUAAUCUAUGUUCUGUAAUCUGGUUGGCUAUAGCUUUAUUACUAACUGGAGAAGGUUUUGCGUUUAUAGGUUUUGCAACUCGCUAUCCCAUAGUACUGUUUAAUUUAUUAUCAUUUAGUAUAGCGAGUGCUAUCGGUCAGAUAUUUAUAUUUACAACAGUUACAACAUUUGGUCCAUUAACCUGUUCAAUUGUCACAACAACUAGAAAAUUCUUCACUAUUUUAGCAUCUGUUUUAUUGUUUCAAAAUCCUAUGUCUAGUAAACAGUGGAUAGGCACAGUAUUUGUGUUUGUAGGCCUAGGACUUGACAGUGUCUACGGAAAAGAGAAAAAGAAAAAAUAAGAAUGGUGUGAUUUAGAAAAUUUUAAUUAUUUGAUAGACUUGGCAACAGUUGAAGAGAAUUUGACACAAGAAAAUGAUGUUAUUAAGUAUAGAUAUAAAGUUUGUUAAAUGAUCAAAAUCAAAAUCAAACCCGUUCCAUAUAUUUUAUAGCAAAAGUAGAUUAGCAUUAAAAAGUAUACCCAAAAUACGAACAACAUUGAAUGAUUAUUAUUAAUUUCCUUCAAAUUUUUGAAAUAUAUAUUUCUUUGACAGUCAAGAGCCUUAAUACAUUACCAUUGAUAAUAUAAUACAUUACAUACUGAAAAAAUAAUAUAUUUGUUACUUUAAAAGCAUUGUAUCUUGCCAUAUUUUCAAGUCAAUUGCAUUUUAAAUAAUACUGUGAUGCAGGAGGCAUUAUGAAUGACAUGUUAAUCUGAUUGUAAGACAACUGGUUGAUGAACAUUCUAGCUAGUGUGUAGGGACAACAAGUAUCUCUAAGAUUCAAAUUACAACUCAGUUGAUGUUGUAAUACCUGUAAUUAAUUUAUUUUUUGGGUAGGGUUUUUUUUUGCGAUUUUAAUCUAUAAUUCUGUUUUUCCUAGUCCUAAAAAAUAGCAAACUUUCAGUUAAAAAUAAUUUUAGUAGUCUAAAUAGGUGACCUAAUUAUAUCUUAAGAGAAAUUAGAAAUUUAUUUUAUGUUUUAAUUUGGCUGUUUCGUGCAUUUACAUUCCACUGAUCUUACCUCAAAUAGCUCUAAAUAUCUCAGUUAUAACAUAGAUAUUGUUGUCAGCUGACUUGACUAUAUUGUACAUGUCAUGGUAAUAGUGCUGAAGUUUGGUUUCACUUACUUCACUAAAGCAAAGAUGUUUGGGUCAACUCACUUGGUUAACAAUUGGAUUAAGACUACAUCAGGUUAUAGCACAACUUUUUUAUAUGAUACACAAAGGUGGAACUAUAAUGUUGUUGGCAAACAAUGAACUGGCCAUUGGUCUGGUUGCGUGAGAUGCAUGUUGCAGGCUUCAUAUUUUCAAUAUGAUAUAAAAACAUGGUUUGCAGCUUCUAGGUUGAUGCAACCGGAAGAAAAUGUUGUUUGCAGCAGAAAAUUUGAAUGUCGUGCCAAAAGUCUAUUCCUACAAAUAGUGAAUUGACAGAACAUUUUGUUCACUCGAUUUUAAAUUAUGUUCUUCAUCCGAUUAAACCAUAAUGGGCUACUGCAAUUGGUUUACAGCACAAUCACAUGAAAUAGUCCUUAAAUUGACUCCUUUCUGCCAAACUGUAGCACCAUGACAGUUGUCUUUGUCGCAUCUAGUGAACAUUGGUUUUGUAGUGAAUUAUGACACAAUAAUAAGGUUUUAGUGUAUGUAAAUAUUACAUACUUUAUUACUUAUUUGAUAAUGGUUUGUUAAAAUAUCUUUAUUGAAAAUUUCAGAAGUUUUGUGUUGUUUUUUGUAUAUAAUUUAAGUGUUGUAUAUCUUUUUGUAUUGGUAUAAGUGAAUAUCAGUAUUUGUAAAUAGAGGAUAUAUAUUUUAAAGAGAAGAAUAUGAUCAUGAUAGCAACUAUAUAUCAUUUUAAUUAUGUUUCAAGAUAUCAGUGCUCUAUUAGUAUAAUAUUACAUAGUAAAAAUUAAACCUUGUUAAUGUAUAAAUAUACACCCUAGAACAAACUCUGCAAUUAUUUUUCAUGAAAUUGUUGAAAUUUUCCUUUCACAAUGUUGGUGGACAUUUAAUGAUAAUCCCCGAUCAUUCAUCUUGGGUGAUAUAUAGACUUGUUUAAUUACAAGGCUAUAAAUCAAUUUUAAUUGUAAUUUUGUUUGCUAUGUAGUUAAGUUUGUAAAAUCAUGUCAUGGUAAUUAAAGAAGUUAAUAUUUAGGAGCUGAAAUUAUCAUUUUAUUUCAAGAUAAAUAAAUUCUCUUGUUUAUAAA
Molecule: messenger RNA, 3040 nt
Organism: Patella vulgata (common limpet)
Lineage: Eukaryota; Metazoa; Mollusca; Gastropoda; Patellidae
Product: solute carrier family 35 member B1
Exons: 7
Coding region: 101-1141 (346 amino acids)
Biological process (GO): UDP-galactose transmembrane transport
Cellular component (GO): Golgi membrane; endoplasmic reticulum membrane
Molecular function (GO): UDP-galactose transmembrane transporter activity; UDP-glucose transmembrane transporter activity
Source: RefSeq, a predicted model, not a curated record